GUCUCAGCCGCCUAAGUGCUCACCACUCUAGGCGUGAUUAUCUCAGCAUAGGCUGGACGUCUCCGUCCACCCACAGCCAUGGACGCUGCUCUGCUCCUGAACGUGGAAGGGGUCAAGAAGACCAUUCUUCACGGGGGCAGGGGGCAGAUCCCAAACUUCAUCACUGGAUCCCGAGUGACCUUCCAUUUCCGCACCAUGAAAUGUGACGAGGAGAGGACAGUGAUAGAUGACAGCAAGCAGGUGGGCCACCCCAUGCACAUUGUCAUUGGGAACAUGUUCAAGCUCGAGGUCUGGGAGAUCCUGCUGACUUCCAUGCGGCUGGGCGAGGUGGCUGAGUUCUGGUGUGACGCCAUCCACACAGGGGUCUAUCCGAUCCUGUCCCGGAGCCUGAGGCAGAUGGCAGAGGGCAAGGACCCCACGGAGUGGCACGUGCACACGUGUGGGCUGGCCAACAUGUUCGCUUACCACACACUGGGCUACGAGGACCUGGACGAGCUGCAGAAGGAGCCACAGCCUCUGAUCUUUGUGAUUGAGCUGCUGCAGGUUGAGGCCCCCAGUGAGUACCAGAGGGAGACCUGGAACAUGAACAAUGACGAGAAGAUGAAGGCGGUGCCCAUCCUCCACGGGGAAGGGAACCGGCUCUUUAAGCUGGGCCGCUAUGAGGAGGCCUCCACCAAGUACCAGGAAGCCAUAGUGUGCCUGAGGAACCUGCAGACCAAGGAGAAGCCCUGGGAAGUGCAGUGGCUGAAGCUGGAAAAGAUGAUCAACACCCUGAUUCUCAACUACUGCCAGUGCCUGCUGAAGAAGGAGGAGUACUACGAGGUGCUGGAGCACACCAGCGACAUCCUGCGGCACCACCCAGGCAUCGUGAAGGCCUACUACGUGCGCGCGCGCGCUCACGCCGAGGUGUGGAACGAGGCCGAGGCCAAGGCGGACCUGAAAAAAGUGCUGGAGCUGGACCCCGCCAUGCAGAAGGCGGUGUGCAGGGAGCUGAGGCUGCUGGAGCUCCGCAUGGCGGACAAGCAGGAGGAAGAGCGGCUGCGCUGCCGGAACAUGCUGAGCCAGCGCACAGGUGGAGGCCGGGAGGCAGCCCAGCGGCCAGAGGAGCAGGCCCCGGAGACCCCUGAGCCACCCCUGUCCGCGGAACAGCCCCCUGAGCCGCCCCUGUCCCUGGAACAUCCUCCUGAGCCCCCCGGGCCGCCCCUGUCCGCAGAACACCCCCCUGAGCCCCCUGAGCCGCCCCUGUCCGCAGAGCCCCGGCACUGAUUUCUCCGCGGCUGGCACCCAGGUAGGGUGUAUACCUCCUGGUCAUUUCUGGUUCAGUUGACCAGGAGUUUGGUGUCACUUUUAAAAUUUAAAAUUACGUUUUAGAAUCAAAGUCAUGCAUGCCCAUGGUUAAAAAAGAAUCACAAGAGCACAGAAGGGCUUAUGAAUAAAAGUGAAGUUUCCUCCCCUCCUCCUCCCAUUCCUUAGCCCUGAACUAUUUUAAUUGCCCAUUUUUAAAAAAUUCUGAUAGUUUUCCCUAUCCCACUUGAUAUGUUUAAAUCAUAGUUCAUCCGUGUUUCCUUUUUACCCCAUGUCAAUGAAAAAUGAGGAUUGGACGCUGUGACCCUGUUUCUCCCCUGCCAUCUCCCGUUCUCCCCAUUUUGGGUGAUUUUAUUUAAGGGUGAUCUUUUGGUUAUUUUUCUAACUUUAUGUACUACACCUAGAACUCUCUAGAAGCCAAAUGACUUUAGUGGAACUGGUUACUCCCUUCUGUGUAGGAUGAGGGUGGCAGAGCUGGGACCCUCCCUCUUC
Messenger RNA from Nycticebus coucang (slow loris), 1797 nucleotides. RefSeq names its product aryl hydrocarbon receptor interacting protein like 1 (gene AIPL1). Bases 79 to 1266 code for a protein of 395 amino acids. The record is from RefSeq and is a predicted model, not a curated record. Gene Ontology annotation, molecular function: protein binding; peptidyl-prolyl cis-trans isomerase activity. The transcript is spliced from 6 exons. NCBI's taxonomy places the organism in Eukaryota, Metazoa, Chordata, Mammalia, Primates, Lorisidae.